This is a messenger RNA of Medicago truncatula (barrel medic), 1813 nucleotides long. Its product is annotated as aluminum-activated malate transporter 2. The record is from RefSeq and is a predicted model, not a curated record. The coding region runs from base 117 to 1475 and encodes 452 amino acids. Gene Ontology annotation, biological process: malate transport. NCBI's taxonomy places the organism in Eukaryota, Viridiplantae, Streptophyta, Magnoliopsida, Fabales, Fabaceae. The transcript is spliced from 6 exons.
UCCAGUUUUCAAUAGAGCAGAAGCUUCAAAUAUUUCCCAUAAUAAAUAUAAUUAAACCAACCCCAUAUAACAAAAUUUUCUAAAACUUUUAGUUAGGGUUGUGAAAUUUUUAUAGAAUGGUGUCUGAACCAAAUUCAAGUGUGAUCACAAAGUUUUGGCAAUGUUUGAUGAACUUGCCUAAUGAGUUUACUAUUAAAGUAGUAAAUGUGAUGUUGCAGCUGAAGGAAUUGGGAAAAGAAGAUCCAAGAAGGGUCAUUCAUUCUUUGAAAGUAGCAUUUGCUAUUACAUUGGUUUCAACAUUUUACUAUCUUAAACCUCUCUAUGAUAGUUUUGGUUCUUCUGCAAUGUGGGCUGUUAUGACUGUUGUUGUUGUCUCCGAAUUCUCUGUAGGAGCAACACUUGGAAAAGGUUUAAAUAGAGGUUUAGCAACAUUUUUGGCAGGUGUUCUUGGACUUGGAUCUUAUUACAUGGUUCAUUCAAUUUCAAGAGGAAAUACAACAAUUGAACCUAUACUUCUUGGAAUCAUAAUAUUUCUAGCAACUGCAGGGGCUACAUAUAUUCGAUUUAUACCUCUAAUGAAGGCAAGAUAUGAUUAUGGUUUGCUAGUGUUUAUCUUGACAUUUUGUUUGGUAUCUGUAUCAAGUUAUAGAGACCAUGAGAUAAUUGAUACUGCACAAGAUAGGGUAACAACAAUUCUAGUUGGUGGAUUAAUUUCUGUGUUGGUUAACAUUUUCUUGUGCCCUGUUUGGGCUGGUGGUGAUCUUCACAAUCUAGCAUCAAAAAACAUCGAAAAACUUGGCAACUUUUUAGAAGGUUUUGGAGAUGAAUAUUUUGGAACACUAGAGGCUGGAGAAUUAAAUAAAUCACUUAUGCAAGGAUAUAAGAGUGUUCUUAAUGCGAAACAAGUCGAAGAUAACUUGGUCAAUUUUGCAAGGUGGGAACCCUGCCAUGGUCGUUUUAGAUUCCAAUAUCCUUGGCAACAAUAUCAAAAGAUUGGAAACCUAUCAAGGCAAUGUGCAUAUCGGAUUGAUGCCCUUAAUGGUUUCCUUAACAACUUCACUAAGACACCAAAGGAAAUCAAAAGCAAAAUACAAGAACCAUGCAUUAAGAUGAGCAUGGAAACUGGAAAAGCUUUAAAGCAAUUAUCAAUAUCAAUCCACAAAAUGGCUCCACCAACCUCAGCAGAAACUCACAUUGCAACAUCUAAGAUUUAUGCCACAAACCUAAGGUCCAUGAUCAAAACAAAAUUGUGGGAAGACACAAAUUUGUUUGAGGUUGUUCCUGUUGUAACUGUGGCUUCAUUAUUGCUUGAUGUAGUUUCUUCCACUGAAAAACUUGCAGAAUCAAUACAAGAAUUAUCCACCUUAGCAAAAUUUAAGAACAAGGAAAGUAAAGUUGCUGCAGAUGAUGAAAAAGAAAUUCCACAAACAUGCAGUGAUAGUAGGGGACCUCAACAUGUUAUUAUAAUUAACUAGCCUUCUACAAACUUGACACAUAAUGGGAGUUCCUAAAUGCUAACAUGUUACCAACUAAUAAAUUAAUCAAUCAUCUUAAUCUUAAUGUAAGUAAAGAGAAACUUUUGUAAAAAAUAUGAUUAAGAUUUACAUGAAGAAUUUGUUAUUUUAUUUUUACAUAUAUAGUGGUGUAGAAUUAUUUAGUUUUUGUGUAAAAAAGUUUAUUAAUUAAAUUUUUAAGAGCUGAGUCAGCAUGAGAGUUUAUUAGUGAGGUUAGAGAGCACUAUUUUGAGAGAGGCAUAUAUAAGUAACAUUUUUGUUUGUAUUCAUUGUACUUAUUCAUUUCAUUCUAAGUCCAA